AUGUCUUUAGAAUCAGCACUGGAAGAGGAUAGGCUAGAGUUUUUGAGGGCUUACAAUGAAGAGUGGAAUAAAAAACAUGCCAAAAAUGGAACCAAAUUCGACCAAUCAGCAAUUCAAUCACUUACAUUAGGAGACAAAGAAGUUGAGAAGUCUGGCACUGGACCGAAGGUCACAAAGGUAUCAACAGGGUCUAGUUUAUCGUCUACAGGGACUGACAGUAUUUCUGGAACCUCUGAAUCGUCGUCUGCCACACCUUCCCAACCUCUUUUAGCCGGAUCUAGUGAUACAGCUACGCCGUUUCGUCCUUCUCACAAACACUCAGUUUCUCUUGUUCUGAAUGAUGGCGAUGACGAUAUUGAAAUAACAGGAUCUCCCAGAGCAUCAGUUGACAAUGAGCAGAGCACCCGCACUUCAGCAAGUGGUUUCACUGCAGAGAGUUUAUUUGAACCUUUUGAUGAUGAAGAAGAUAAUUUUGACGGUUCUACUAGGCGGACAUCAGGAGACCAGAGUAGACAGUCUGGUGGAAAGUCGAUUCGAGCCGAGUCUCCCCAAUCAAGCAAGAGCGGUUCCAAACCCACACAAAAAGACGUGGCAAUGUCCAUUCUUGACCCAUCCCGUGGACGAAGUCGAGCUAGAAGUCGCACCGAUCCUUACGACUCUGAUGAUGCUGCUAUUGAUGGCCUUUUCGAUAUCACUGAGUACAAGAGGUCUAUAAGAGGUUCUUCUUUUACUGGACCAAUAGUAUCGAAUAAUUUCCGUUUCUCGAGCCCAGGUGAACAUCAGAGGGGCCAGCCAGCGCCUGUUGGUAGCCUUGCUCCGGAUAGCAAUGGAAAUCAGGGAAGGCAUAGGUCGAGAUCUGGUAGAAGAUCUAGGAGUCCAAUAUCCCGACUUCCGAUGGAUACCGACGACGAUUACUUUGACGAAAGCGAUGAAGAGUCCGAAAGUGAUAGUAAUGAAGAAGAAUUGGGCUUCAGUAAUGAAGAAAACAAUUAUGAGGAUAUCGAUAGCUCGGAAACUAGCGACGAAGAGUCACAUACAGAACCUAGUGAUCUAAUACCGGCGGAUGUUAUAAAAAACAUUUUGGAUAAGGAAGAGAGACCUCCAGGUUUCAAGGAAGGGAGCGCUUUAACCGGGCCUGUCUUGAGCAAUUCGAAACGAAUUCGUCGUACAUCUGAGGUCGAUGCAUCCCUAGCUCCAACCAACACAAUGUCACUGCUGGCUGCAAUCGAAGCCGAACAAAAAGCAGAGAAUAGGAUGGGUCCAGGAUCUAUCCCUAGCUCUAGUACGAGUCCAAAUAGGAGUCGCCAUGCUCGAGGGUCAAGCCCUGGCUCGGUUCGCAUGAAGUCACCUAACCGGCAGAGGGAGUUAUCACCACAACAAGCUGAAUACGCAGCCUAUAAGAGGCGGAUUAUACACCCCAAUACAGCUUUCGACGCCGCCGCCGUUGCAGCGGGCAACGGUGGUUCCUUUCCUGAACUCGACAUACCUUAUACAUCAGAUCACGAAGAAGUACGGGAUGCUCAUAGAGCAGCUCAACUUCACAUCGAGAUCAGUCAGAUAUAUUCGAAUACAGAGACGAGGAGGAUGUAUCGUACCAUGACUAGAGGAAACUUGCAACCACUUGAUGAAGAAGAUCCCAGUUCCAAUUUGGCCCCAUUGAAGUCAUUUAUUGUUGCUACAGAUCUAUCUCCUGAGGCUACACAUGCUCUAGAGUGGACCAUAGGUACUGUCCUUAGAGAUGGUAACCUUCUGAUUAUUGUUUGUGCAUUUGAAGAGGAUGGCUCAGGUGACUGGCAAGCUGAGGAAUCUGCUCGUCUUAAUGCAAUGGAUAAGAUUACUGCAGUGACCGUCAAGCUACUAAAGAAGACACGACUUCAAGUUCAUGUUGCAAUUGAGGUGUUACACUGUAAGAGUGCUAGGCAUGCCUUGACUGAUAUUACUGAUCAUGUCAGUCCCACUUUAGUGAUUCUGGGGUCGAGGGGUAGAUCUGCUUUAAAAGGAGUUUUGCUGGGAUCCUUUUCAAACUAUAUUGUGGAACGAUCAAGUGUCCCUGUCAUGGUUGCCAGACGGAAACUUCAGAAAGCUAAAAAUAAAGGGCUCAACGUACGUCUUGCUAACAACUUACGACACGGCACUUUGUCUACUGCUAAAAUUGAUUAG
Sugiyamaella lignohabitans is the source of this 2160-nucleotide messenger RNA. Its product is annotated as Usp (universal stress protein) family protein, implicated in meiotic chromosome segregation. The transcript has a single exon. The coding region runs from base 1 to 2160 and encodes 719 amino acids. The record is from RefSeq and is a predicted model, not a curated record. NCBI's taxonomy places the organism in Eukaryota, Fungi, Ascomycota, Dipodascomycetes, Dipodascales, Trichomonascaceae.